AACUGUUAAAUGUACUUGCUAUAAAUUAGAACAUAUUCCAAUAUUCCUUAACGUUAUUCCUUAACGACAGCACCAUGGUAUGCUUCUGUUUCCUGGUGGACCAAACGCGCCAAGUACGGCGGAGCAAGCCGGCGGCGGGGUUUUGCUCUAAGUGCGGCGGCGGAGCAAGCGUGGUGGAUAUGAAGACCGCCACCAGAUUUUGCUAUGUUCCCUUUUACUGGAAAUCUUGGAGAGCCAUCGCCUGCACUUUUUGUGGUGCUGUCCUUCGUUCUUACCAUUAGUCAUCAUCACUCUUUUCCAAUUUCCAACUUCCAAUCCAAACCAUAGUUUUUUAUUUUAUUCUAGGGUUCGUUUUUUCCUUUUUAAAGUCUAAUACGAUAUUGUUUUGGAACGAAAAUCAUAUUUUUAUAAUUUUAAUUUAUUUUAGAAUUAUUAUAGUCUUUAUAAUUAUAAAUUUUUAAUCUUUCAAUUUCGAAAUGAUAACGAUGUCAUUUUGAAAAUAAAUACAUGUAACUUGCAGUAA
Gastrolobium bilobum is the source of this 523-nucleotide messenger RNA. RefSeq lists its product as uncharacterized. Bases 75 to 281 code for a protein of 68 amino acids. Lineage: Eukaryota; Viridiplantae; Streptophyta; Magnoliopsida; Fabales; Fabaceae. The record is from RefSeq and is a predicted model, not a curated record. The transcript has a single exon.